GGAGUGCUUGGACUUGGUGUGAUUUUUGGACUCUGGACAUUACAAAAGGAAGUGAGACGGCAGUUUGGGGCCAUGGUGGCCACCAUGUUCUGCUGGGUGACGGCCUUGCAGUUCCACCUGAUGUUCUACUGCACGCGGACACUGCCCAACGUGCUGGUCCUGCCUGUGGGUACGUAGCUGCUGCCCCUCUCUGCCUGGCUGGGGCAUGGGUGGGCCCGCUUCAUCUGGCUGUCGGCCUUCGCCAUCAUCGUGUUCAGGGCAGAGCUGUGCCUGUUCCUGGGCCUCCUGCUGCUGCUCACUUUGGGCAGCCGAAAGGUUUCUGUGGUCAGAGCCCUUCGCCACGCCAUCCCAGCCGGGGUCCUCUGUUUAGGGCUGACAGUCGCUGUGGACUCUUAUUUUUGGCGGCAGCUCACGUGGCCAGAAGGAAAAGUGCUUUGGUACAACACUGUCCUAAACAGAAGCUCCAACUGGGGGGUAUCCUUCAGUGUCCGUGCAGGGGGGUGAUGAGUGGGACCCCCAGACACACCUCCUGGGCCUCCGUGGGGACCUCCCCGCUGCUGUGGUACUUCUACUCAGCCCUGCCUCGCGGCCUGGGCUGCAGCCUGCUCUUCGUCCCACUGGGAUUGAUGGACAGAAGGAUGCACGCGUUGACAGUGGCGGCUCUCGGCUUUGUGGCACUGUACUCCCUCCUGCCUCAUAAGGAGCUGCGCUUCGUCAUCUACGCCUUCCCCGCACUCAACGUCACGGCCGCCAGAGGCUGCUCCUACCUGCUGAAUAACUAUAAAAAGUCUUGGCUGUACAAAGCGGGGUCUCUGCUUGUGAUCGGACAUCUCCUGGUGAAUGCCGCCUACUCGGCCACCGCCCUGUAUGUGUCCCAUUUCAACUACCCGGGCGGCGUGGCGAUGCAGAGGCUACACCAGCUGGUGCCCCCCCAGACAGAUGUCCUUCUGCACAUUGACGUGGCAGCUGCCCAGACAGGUGUGUCUCGGUUUCUCCAAGUCAACAGCGCCUGGAGGUACGACAAGAGGGAGGACCUGCAGCCAGGGGCAGGCAUGCUGGCAUACACGCACAUCCUCAUGGAGGCGGCCCCUGACCUCCUGGCCCUCUACAGGGACACGCACCGGGUCCUGGCCAGUGUUGCAGGCACCACAGGUGUGAGUCUGAACCUGACCCAGCUGCCCCCCUUCAACGUCCACCUGCAGACAAAGCUGGUGCUUCUGGAGAGGCUCCCCCAGCCAUCCUGAGGUGCACUGGGCAGCCCUCAGCAGCCACAGGCCCUCCCAGAGCUGCUGUCGCUCCCAGUUUCCGCACAGUUGUGACAAUUCAGAGAAGCAAAUCAAAGCACUGUGCACAUGGCUCCGACAGACACCAGAGCAGGGCCAGGGCCUCCUCUGUGGCUUCACCUGGGGCUGGCAGCGUCAGAGAAUGAGGGGCCCGGGUCUUGUUGGCCCCCCGGGAGCCAUUGGCCAGGGUGGCAGUGGCCUCAGGCCUUCCUGUAGGUAGGCAGGGUGGGUGACAUAGUUGUCUGGCAUCCAGACCAAGUGCCAUUCGUGACUAAUUGGGAGCAGCAGGCCCACCCGGGCACCUGUCUGUGAGGCUACGUGUGUCCUGGCCUCCUGGGGGAUCUGUAUUUUGGCAGCAUCCUGCACCUGCUGCCUGAGGGUCUCUUGGGGCAUCUAAGACAGCACCCCCUCUCAGGAGACCAUGGUGGCCCGGGCUGACCCCCAUCCGCCACCGCCCCUGCAACUGGUGUAUUCAUAGGCAUCCCAUCUCCAUCACAGAUGAAAUUUUAGGAGAUAAACACGUUCAAAAAGGAAUGAGAUAAAAAGAAUAAGGCAAUAAAAUGUUGAUUGGAACCU
This is a messenger RNA of Cebus imitator (Panamanian white-faced capuchin), 1859 nucleotides long. Its product is annotated as ALG12 alpha-1,6-mannosyltransferase. Gene Ontology annotation, cellular component: endoplasmic reticulum membrane. Gene Ontology annotation, molecular function: alpha-1,6-mannosyltransferase activity. The transcript is spliced from 7 exons. Gene Ontology annotation, biological process: protein N-linked glycosylation. The coding region runs from base 504 to 1244 and encodes 246 amino acids. NCBI's taxonomy places the organism in Eukaryota, Metazoa, Chordata, Mammalia, Primates, Cebidae. The record is from RefSeq and is a predicted model, not a curated record.